AAUGCUCUCUCUCUUCCUCGCAUCACCAUCCGCGUCGCCAUCGCCGGCGCCCGUCAGGAUCCGGGUCUGCACCAUGGGCGGCGAGGGCAUGUGCAGCGUGGGCGCCGGCGACUCCACCCUCGCCGCCCUGCGCUUCCUGGCUCCGCGCGACGGCGUCGUGCUCAAUGGGUGCUCGUGCCUCGCGCGGUGCGACCGCGGCGUCGUGCUGCAGCUCACCAAUACGGGCGAGUUUGUCGAGCGCGUCAACGACGCCGCCUCUGCAGCCGACGUGCUCCGCCGCGCCGGCGCGGAGGUCGACCCGCGGCUGAUCGAGGCGUACGGCACAGGCGAGCGCGGCAGCGAGCACGACGAGGAGGGGCGGCUGACGGAGGCGCUGGACGCGUACGGGCGCGCCGUCCGGCUGGCGCUCGCGGCCGGGCUGGGGCCGCAGUGGCGCAGCCUGCCCUCCUCGGUGCUGCGCGUGCGCGAGCGGCGCGGGCGAGCAGGCGCGCCGACGGCGGAGCAGGCGGCGUGGCUGGUGCAGCUGCUGGUGCGGCGGUCGCGCGUCUACACCGGGCUCAGCGGGCAGGGGUGGGUGCGUUCGCGCCAGCGUGCGCUCGAGGACGCGCAGCAGGCGGUGCAGCUGCUGACGCUCCUUGACGCGGUGCUGCCGGACAGCCGCGCGGACGCGGCGGCGGCGCGGCUCUCGGAGGAGUCUCGCGCGCUGGCGUGGGCGAGAGACUCGCCGCGGCUCGCGAGGCGUCGUCCACGACACGUCCACGACCCGUCCGCGACGCCCGUCUCGCAGGAGCGGCUCGCCGAGGCGCACGAGGCGCUGCGCGACAUCUCCGGCGCCAUCCUCGCGUACGAGCAGCUGCUGCGCAUCGAGCCGCCCGACGACCCACGCCUGGCGCCGCCGCUCGCGGAGCUGGUCCUCAUCUCGCACCGGCGCGGGCUCGCCGACGCGGCGGAGGUGCGAGAAGGGCUACAGCAGGGCCUGCAGCAGGUGGAGCAGGUCUCGCGGGAGACGCUCACCCGCCGCGCUCUCGAGGACGUGGAGAGCUUGCGCCGUGUCGUCGACGAGGACAUCGGGCUGCUCGAGCGCGCCGCGGCGGAGUACGAGAUCGGGACGGGGCGCGGACCUCGCAGCUCCUUUGCGUCGCGGGCGAUGCGCGACUUGAGCACAUUGCGCAAGGUCGCCUUCUCCGACAUCAACACGCUGCAGCUCCAGAUCCUGCGCGGCGACCCGACUGACCUCGAGGAGCUCGCUUCGCUCAGCGCAGGCGACGUCGCGCCGGGUCAGCAGGCGUACUGGCUGCGCGCCCAGUUCGAGACGGGCGCGCUGCCGCGCGACCCGCUCUUUGUGCGCAACCUCGUCGAGCAGGCGCGGAGAGACCCGCGGAUCGUCUCGCGGCUGGUGGCAGACAUGGCGGCGAACACGGGCGGCGCGCCGCCCGCUGUCGAGCCCGGCCCCGACGGGGCCGACGACCCUGCGGGCGCCAUUUGUGACGAAGUGUAA
Emiliania huxleyi CCMP1516 is the source of this 1498-nucleotide messenger RNA. RefSeq lists its product as hypothetical. Gene Ontology annotation, molecular function: protein binding. The transcript has 8 exons. The annotation marks the transcript as partial. The record is from RefSeq and is a predicted model, not a curated record. Lineage: Eukaryota; Haptophyta; Isochrysidales; Noelaerhabdaceae.